Molecule: messenger RNA, 1170 nt
Organism: Medioppia subpectinata
Lineage: Eukaryota; Metazoa; Arthropoda; Arachnida; Sarcoptiformes; Oppiidae
Source: the annotation of a GenBank genome assembly
AUGACUUAUCUGCAAAGCCCUCUCAUAGCCAUCCUUUCGCACUCUUUUGAAGAAUAUGUCAUUAAUAAACACAUUAACAAAAGAAGACAAAUAUUUGGUGUCUGUGUUUGUAUAUACGGAUGGCUUACUGUCAUUAAGUUUUUUACGGCCGCUUUCAUCAAAGACCCGACUCUAUGGCCACUAAUAGGCGAUCCUUUCUAUUUGACUGGCGAUCGGAUUCUCUUCAAUCUAGUGAUCGGAUCGAUAGCAUUGAACGCCAGUGCUAUGCGAACCAUAUUUUUAAUUGGCGAAAGUAAUAGAAAGUUUUCGUUUAUUCACGAGUUGUAUUGUCUGCAAACCGGACGACAACACUAUCUACUGAAAGACAAUUUACGCAAAUUCAACAUCCGUUGCGUUUUAUCGCUACAAUUAAUGCUCAAACAGAUCCCGUUUAACGCAUUGGUCUUAUUCUCAUUGAUUUACGGCUAUUACACGGUUUGUGCGAUUCUUAGACAGGACUACGGAUACAGUAUUACAGUAUCGGUGGUAUGGUUUGUAUUGACAUCAUAUGCCGCAUGGGUGGCCGCAUCCAUGCAAGGGGUCAGCUAUAGUCUACUCUACUUAACCCAAUACUAUCUGAACUUACGGUUCAGACAAGUGGCCAACAAAAUUGUGUAUUCAUUGCAUAAAAACAAAACAAUUUUACUGAAUCUAUUGGAAGAACACCACAGAAUCGUUGAGCUGACCGUACAUUACAAUGCAUUCUUCAAUCGGAUCAUUGCCGUCAACUACUUCGCGGCCACAAUUGCCAUCAAUUUGCUCCUCUAUAUCGCAUUCUUUGGCGACGGAAAUGUCUUUUUCCGUAUCGGCAAUGGACUCAUUGCCGUCAACAAGAUUAUCGUUAUAUGUUUGGCCACCUAUUCUGCGGCCCAGUUCUCGGACGAACUCGUUCAAGUAAUUGAGCGCCUGUCCGGUCCCACAAUUGAGCCCCCAAUGAGGAUAAGGAAGACUCCGCCGACGUUUUUCAUACCCAUCUCGAGGAGAGCGGGCGUACCUUUGCUAAGACAGGCGCCGCCUCCGGCCUUCUGUGUCCACCACGUCUUCUUCAGUUCCCGCAAAACUCCCGUUUCUUGUAAUUUCACGAUCGCUUCCGAGAGAGGGGUUCGGUAUUUGGAAUCUAUAUUAAGUUAA